Topomyia yanbarensis is the source of this 3092-nucleotide messenger RNA. RefSeq lists its product as uncharacterized. NCBI's taxonomy places the organism in Eukaryota, Metazoa, Arthropoda, Insecta, Diptera, Culicidae. The record is from RefSeq and is a predicted model, not a curated record. The transcript is spliced from 3 exons. Gene Ontology annotation, cellular component: exon-exon junction complex. Gene Ontology annotation, biological process: mRNA processing. Gene Ontology annotation, molecular function: mRNA binding. The annotation marks the transcript as partial.
GUCAACACAGUUGUCAUACUGGUUUUUUCGAACCGAAAAAAAUUGUGUGUUACCUAUUCAUCAUUCAGAGGAGAUAAUUUGUAGUACGUAAGCCUUUUCACUUUUGCAAAGUAAAAGCAGUGUUGUAGGCGAGGUAUCUUAGGUGCAUAAACUUUUCAAUACCACUUGGAUCCAUCGGUAUCGCAAUCCGUAAGGUAGCCAUCAACCAGCCAUCGGGUUUCGCACAGCAGGCAAAAGGUGGAUCGGCCGACGGAGGUACCUGCCCUCAUUCGAAGAUUAAGGAGAAAUUUACGUAGUUUAAAUUAUUCCGGAUUGUUCGCAUCAAAACUGGCAAGGGAGGCUUGCGGCUAGUGUCCUGCGUAUUCCAGGGUGUACAGUGUUUAAAUUGUGAUUAGCAGCUGCAGAGUUUUGAAAAGUGAAAAUUAUACAUAAGUGUAGAUCAAACAGGAACGAGAGAUAAGGUGAACGGCAGAUCGGGGAAAAUGUCAGAAAAGCCAGUGCAUAAGUUGUCGGAAUCGGAUGACUUUACCGAUAAUUCUGCUGAUAACACCAAUGAUGCAGCCCGGGAGGACACAUCGCAGCAGAGCGGGUUGGCCACGGUAGAGUCGGAAUAUGACACCGCGUCAGAUUCGCCAUCGGACGGGGAAGAGUACGAUGAUCAGGAAGAUGAGAGCGAUAGUGGUGAGGAAGAAGAGCUAGCGGGAAGUGAUGCAGAAGACGGUGAUGAAGAGGAAGAGGGGGAUGAGGGUUCUGAUGAUGAUGUGAUUGAAGUGUUGGACUAUGAGCGCCAGAGUGGCGAUGGUCAGGAACAGGAAGCGGAUAGCAAACGAAAGGUAGAUGACGAUGAAGACCGCAGUAAUCCGCAGUACAUACCGAAGAAGGGAACAUUCUACGAGCAUGACGAUCGUACGGUGGAAGACGAGGAUGAUGAUAAAGACGCGGAUGAUGAAAAUACUAAAAACGAUGACGCUCCGGGAGUGAAUGGUGACAGAAAGGGGGUCGAUAAAAAUGCUGCGUCGAAGACGAUGAAAAAGUGGCAAGCUUCAACAGAUCGGUGGACGCAUGAUCGGUUCGAUGAGUGUGAGCAAGCCCCAAAGUCCAGGGCAGAACUAGUUUCUGCUUACGGCUAUGAUAUUCGUAGCGAAGAUGGUCCACCACGUGCUCGAAGGCGAAGACGUUAUGCUCGAGGUCCCAAUAAGUACACAAGAAACUGGGAGGAUGAGGACGCCUAUUCCAAAUCGAACAGUAACCCGGAACAUAACCGACUGCGAAAGGUUCCACGACCGGAAGACUUUCCAGAGCUGGGGACGAACAAUGGUAAAAUCCGAAGUGGUCAAAACGCGCGUCGUCUUAGUAAACAGGGUCGAGCUGCCUCGAUCAAUGAUAGGUUGGAUGAUCGUAGUGGUGGACGACAACGCCCUGAACGCAGAAUCAGCGAACGGAAUCGAACUAGCAAUAGCAGCCGAAAUAUAGCUGAUCGAGAUCGUGGUAUAGACAGAGAUCGAUAUGACCAGCGUCUAGAUAGAGUUGACCGGAUGGACAGGGAACGUGAUCGAGAUCGUAAUUGGGAUCGCGAUCGGGAUUAUGACCAGCAAGAUGGUAACUACCGAGAUGCUCGAACCGACGGAAGUCGGUACAGUUCUGACAGAGUUAGCAACAGCUACAACAAUAAGGAAAACAAAAUAAACAUUCGCACUAGUAAGGAGAAGGAUCGACGGGGUCCGGAUUAUAAGGUCAUUACUUCACUUCAAUUUAAAAAUCAGAGCAGAAAUAAAAAUGCGGAUCCUGGAAUGGCGAUUGCUGGUGCAGGUGGAGGUGGUGGUGGUGCUAAUCAGGUUGCUCAUAGCAACAGUCUAGGAGCACUUUCAGGCAGCAGUAAUAGCAACAAAAUGAAUAAUGCCAUGGAGCGCGUCCAAACUGUUUCCGAUCGUAUGCUGGACCAAAGAGCAUUGCAUCACAAUUACCAAAAUCAACCACCUCAGUUGAUUCCACAGCAGCAAAUGCCACCACCACAACUACAGCAAAUUCAGCAACCUCAGUCGCAGCCACCACCGCAACAAAUACCACAUCAUCAACAGACAUCUUAUGUCAGUGAUGAUCAUUAUGAUUCCUAUAGUGAUUCGAAAAUGCCGAAAGAUGCAAAGUUUCCAUAUAAUCCGCCGGCCAAUGCCACUAUACAAUCGGUAGAAAUUGGUCAAACAGACAUUGCGAAAUACCCCCCUCCUGCUGCUCAGAGAACCAAUAAAGAACGACAGCAAGUGCUUCCUACAACGGCUGGUGUAUCAUUGAGCACCCGAUCCCAAAUUUCACCUCGACAAAUAGUUUCCACCCAGGCUAGUCAGUUAACAACGAUUUCAACGACCCAGCAGCAGCAACUGGCACAUCAACAACAGCAAAUGCAGCAACAAACUCAGCAACAACAGUAUCAACAACUUCAACAGCAGCAGGCACAAUAUCAGCAACAAUUGCAUACGUUGACCAAUCAACCUGCAGCACCGACGGUAUCGCAAUCUCCACAGACUCAAGUUCCCCCUCCACAACUACCGCAACAGCAGGCGCCUUCCCAAUUACCGCAACCCGUAACGGCUCAAAUGCAUAACGUACAUCUUGGUGGCGCAUUAGCAAGUGCAACCGUCAGUCAACAGCAGUUAAUGGCCGGUGAUAGCAGUUCUCGAUCAGCGAAACGAUAUUCAAGUCUCCGUCAGCGGUCCGCACUGGAUAACCCAAAUGUUGUGGUAGUGCAGUCCCCCAUGCACGAACAGCAGCAACAACAGCUACUACAACAACAGCAACAGCAGCAGCUCCUUCUCCAGCAAGAAUUGCAACAUCAACAGCAGCAGAAGCUAAGUGCGCAAGCACCUAAACAGAGUUAUCAACUAAAUCAAACGCCGCAGCAACCAACGUUACCCCUGACUCUACAAAAUGAAUACUUGGUUCAAACGGCAAGUCAAUCGAAUGCCUCAAACAAACCGCAAUCUGUGAGCCAAGCUCCCGUUCAAUACCAACAUUCAGCAGGGUACUACACAGCAACUACUCCAACCGCGAAUGAAUUUGUUACUGGCAGCCCAUCUCAACAAGUCCAACAGCAACCA